This is a messenger RNA of Penicillium antarcticum, 1521 nucleotides long. Its product is annotated as N amino acid transport system protein. Gene Ontology annotation, biological process: amino acid transmembrane transport. The record is from RefSeq and is a predicted model, not a curated record. Gene Ontology annotation, molecular function: amino acid transmembrane transporter activity. Lineage: Eukaryota; Fungi; Ascomycota; Eurotiomycetes; Eurotiales; Aspergillaceae. The coding region runs from base 1 to 1521 and encodes 506 amino acids. The transcript has a single exon. Gene Ontology annotation, cellular component: vacuolar membrane.
AUGCCAGACCCCUCCUCGAGCCAUGAUGUUGAAGCAAUCGAACCAAACAAGAUCAAAGCCCCUGGACCAGAUUUAUCUUCAGCUACUAUAUCCACCUCUGAUACUAAGGAUGAAAAUGCUUUAACUGAGACUUUAAUUGCAGGGGAAGCCAAAUACAACCGUCUUCCAUGGCACCAGCUCACACUUAUGUUGAUAGUGGAAGCAAUUGCCUUAGGAUCCUUGUCAAUCCCUUCAGCAUUUGCAACACUGGGUAUGAUUGCCGGGGUCAUAUGCUGCGUCGGUGUUGGCUUGAUCGCAAUUUACACAUCAUACAUGAUCGGUCAAGUCAAGCUGGCCAACCCGUCCGUACAUCACUAUGGUGAUGCUGGCACAUUGAUGAUGGGCCGAUUCGGCUACGAGCUUUUCACGAUCAUGUUCCUGCUCCAGCUUAUCUUUGUGAUAGGCUCGCAUUGCCUCACAGGGUCUAUAGCGCUUGUACAUAUCACCACCAGUGGUAUUUGCUCGCUUGUGUUUGGUAUCGUGUCCGCGGUUAUUCUGUUUCUUUUGGCGGUUCCCUCCUCCUUUGCCGAUGCAGCAACCCUCGGCUAUAUUGACUUCGCCUCUGUCAUUAUUGCGAUUGAAAUCGCAAUCAUUUCGACUGGGACUCAAGCAACAAAUGCACCCGGUGGCUUAGCAGCCGUGAGCUGGUCCGCUCUGCCGAAAGAGAAUUUGACAUUCUCGGAAACGUAUGUUGCCAUCGGAAAUAUUGUUUUUGCCUAUUCAUUUGCUACAUGUCAGUUUUCUUUCAUGGACGAAAUGCAUACCCCCCGGGAAUUUACAAAGUCUAUUUUGUCUCUGGGAAUACUCGAAAUUGCCAUAUAUACCAUCACCGGCGCAACUAUCUAUGCCUUUGUCGGCUUAGAUGUCCAGUCUCCAGCAUUGCUCUCAGCUGACAACACAGUUAGCAGAGUCGCCUUUGGUAUCGCUCUUCCUGUCAUCUUCAUAUCAGGCUCUAUCAACACAAUCGUGGCUGGACGCUUGAUACUCAGCCGCGCGUUUAAGAACAGUGUGGUUCGAUAUGUCAAUACAGCCAAAGGAUGGGCUGUGUGGCUUAUGCUUAUAUCAUGCGUUACCAUUGUUGCAUGGGUUCUUGCUGAGGCUAUCCCGUUCUUUAAUGAUUUGAUUGGAAAUACGUCUGCUUUGUUCACUUCUGGGUUCUCUUUUUAUAUCCCACCCAUCAUGUGGUUCGUACUCAUUCGCAAGGGGAAGUGGUAUUCCAAGGAGAAUAUACUUCUAGCUGCUAUCAAUGCCUUUGUGUUCAUUUUUGGUGUGGCGGUGUUGGUCUGUGGGCUAUAUUCUACAAUCGAAGAUAUUGUGAGUACCCCUUCCCAUCUUCUCUUUUAUUCAAAAGGGGACUCGCUGACGGAAAUCUACAGCGCAAAGAAUAUCACGAAGGCAGUGUUAGACGCCCUUUCAGUUGCGUUACGCCUUAGUCGAGGUACGAAGAACAAUCAAAGGAAUACGUAUUUGGAUAGUUGGUGA